GAAGAUUAACUCUCCUCAUUAGGGCUCCCCCGCCUCUGGCCCUUGUCUCUCCUCCCCCUCCCUCUCCUGUCGGCCUGCAUUGCUGUCAUUGGCUGCUUCUGUCAGGACCACUGCUGACUGGAACGCUGUGACCACAGCACACAGGCGAGUAGGGAGGAGGUGGGAUGAUGGCUGAUGUUGCCACGGUAAUAGAGGAGGCGAUCAUUCACCAAAUCAUUGAGCUGGGGCUGAAAUGGAAAAACAUUGAGUGGAGGGGUGUGGGGUGUGGAAAGCGGGUUAGUGGGUGAAGGGCUGAACAGAGGAGUGCAGGGGGAAAAACAAUAACAACAACAAUGAGGGACAAGACAUCGACUGAGCAACCAGGAAGUCCAUUUAGGACAAAGCGGUGUUGAAAAUCUUAUCAGACAGAUAGUCUGGAUAGUCAUAGCUGAGCUGCCUGUUCGAUUGGACAGCUGCUCAAGAUCUGUGGGUGAAAAAAAUAGAAGCACACAAAGGAAGGAUGAACUAAACACAGAUGAUGGAAAGCAGCUCCUGGACGAUGGCUCCUCUUCUCUGCUGUGAUAUUUCACUCCUGAUGAGAAGUGAGAGGAGGUAAGCUGGAUGGAGUGAUGCCCUGGGCACAGAAAUAGAAAGAGGGAGUGAGGGGGGCAUCGUUAGAUAUGAAAAGCAUGCGUCAGCAGUAAGGCAAGGCGAACAAGAGCAGUCGGAGAGCGAAGUAGAGCAAGAGAGAGAUUGAGGGUAGAAGUUAUUGUCGUGGCAUCAGAUGGGACGACUGAAAUAGAGCCUGACAGAUUUGUCACCUCAAAGUGCCACACCUUGGCUGCUUCAUCCUAAUGCUCCAUCCUGACUGCAGCAGCACUGAGGACCCACAAUGAAUUUCCUUGCCUUUCUGGACAAUGAGACGCUUUGCACUUUGAUGAUUUGAUGCAAAAAAGGGACCCUUUUUGAAACUACUUCUUUUUAACAAAGUGGAGGAGGAAAAAUUGCUGCCUGCACAAAACAAAGUGAACAUAUGGACUCUGUUGAUUCUGCGCCAAGAAUGAUUAUCUGCAGAGGAAUCAAUUUGUGAAAUCACUGGUCAGUCAGUGAAUGUGUUUCCACCGUGUGAAAAUGAGGAAAGCAUUGUCUAGCCGUUAUAAACAAAUGCUGACUCAACCUUAAAAGAAGACAAUGAAGGUGGGAGUCACAGGAAUGGAGUACUUGCCUGAAGCAACACUGUUCUGUAAAUGAUGUCCAGGAUUCUGUACUUGUCCUCUUAAUGACAGCUGAGGCAGGCUGACUAACUGACCGACUGACUGACUGGCUCAGUGCGUGGGUUGCUCACUGACUGGAAUUGUGUCUAUCUGAGGACUUUGAGGACACCUAGCCCCGGGCAGAUAGUGACUGAGUGGUAGCUCAGCUCCGUGCUCCAUGAUGGGGGAGACGGCAGAAUACCAGAGGCUGCAGGAGACCUUGGAGCCUGAUUACCAAUGUCUGCCCAGUGAUGACGAAGAGAAACUGGGCAGUAGCAUGCAGUGUGAAGAAGGCACAGAAUGGCUGCUGGAGCUGCUGAUGGAGGUGCAGUUGCAGCAGUACUUCCUGAGGAUCAGAGACGAUCUUAACGUCACACGGCUGUCCCACUUUGACUAUGUCAAGAACGAAGACUUGGAGAAGAUUGGCAUGGGUCGACCUGGGCAGAGACGAUUGUGGGAAGCUGUGAAAAGGAGGAAAGCCAUGUGCAAGCGCAAAUCCUGGAUGAGCAAGGUGUUUAGUGGGAAGCGCCCAGACGGAGGAGACUUCCCUCAGCAGGGCCAGCCAGCCUCCUCCUUUCGAAAGCUGUCUCCCACGCCUCCCCUGGGCCUGGGAGAGGGAGUCCUGGCCACACAGCCCGGUGGUGGUGCUCUCCUUGAUGGGCAGCAGCAGACUCUGACUUGUCUCAUCCCUGAGAAGGACUUGACGUUGUUUGAGAAGCUUGGGGACGGAUCUUUUGGUGUCGUGAAGAGAGGAGAGUGGCUGACACCUGCAGGGAAGGUGCUGAAUGUAGCUGUGAAGUGUCUGAAGACGGAUGUGCUCAGCCAGCCUGACGCUCUGGAAGACUUCAUCUGUGAGGUCAAUGCCAUGCACUCCCUGGAUCACCAGAACCUCAUUCGCCUCUACGGUGUGGUGCUCACACACCCAAUGAAGAUGGUGACGGAGCUGGCCCCCCUGGGUUCUCUGCUGGACCGGUUGCGAUGUGUUCAUCCACAGGGUCCAGUGUUGAUCCACACUCUGUGUCAGUAUGCUGUACAGGUAUCGUGUGGCAUGGCCUACCUGGAACAGAGGCGCUUCAUCCACAGGGACCUGGCAGCCAGGAACAUCUUAUUGGCGUCAGUUCAGAGAGUGAAGAUCGGUGACUUUGGGCUGAUGAGGGCGCUGCCAAACAACGAUGAACACUAUGUCAUGCAAGAGCAUCGCAAAGUUCCUUUUGCAUGGUGUGCCCCAGAGAGUCUGAAGACGAGAACGUUCUCCCAUGCUACAGAUACAUGGAUGUUUGGAGUCACUCUCUGGGAGAUGUUUACACAUGGUCAGGAGCCUUGGGUGGGUCUAAAUGGAAGCCAGAUUCUGCACAAGAUUGAUAAAGAAUGUGAACGCCUCCCUAAGCCAGAGGACUGUCCGCAGGAUAUAUAUAAUGUCAUGUUGCAGUGUUGGGCUCAGAAACCAGAUGACAGACCUACUUUUCUCGCCCUCAGAGAGUUCCUGCUUGAGACCAUGCCCACGGACAUGUGUGCCCUUCAGGACUUUAAUGAGCCUGACAAAUUAAUGAUCCAGGUCAAUGACAUCAUCACCAUCAUUGAGGGAAGGGCUGAGAACUACUGGUGGCGAGGUCAAAACAAGCGUACUCUUAAGGUCGGACAGUUCCCCAGAAAUGUGGUGACAUCAGUAGCAGGUUUGUCAGCUCACGAUAUCAGCCGGCCACUCAAGAACAGCUUCAUCCACACAGGACACGGCGAUACCAACCCUCAUCGCUGCUGGGGCUUCCCUGAUAAGAUUGAUGAGUUGUACCUCGGGAAUCCCAUGGAUCCUCCUGAUGUUCUGGGUUUAGAUCUCAGUGCUUUUCGACCCGCACAGCUACCAGGACGAACUAAAAAGGAUCCUCCUCCCCGCCCUCCUCAGCCAGCAGUGUUAAUCAAGAGUAAGUCUGGUCUCUCAAAGCACCUCUUCACCCAUUGCUCCUGCCCUCUCUGUUCACUCCUAGCUCCACUUCUCAAAGAGCCGUGCUACGAUCCAGUCAAUGAGGAUGAGGAUCUUAGCGCUGCAGGAUUAAAGAGAUUAUCACUUCGGAAGACUGGUUCAGUAAAAAGUUUAAAAAUAAAACCCUCUGCAUGGGUUUCGGGUUCCAAACAGGGGAUUAGCCGGACUACAAUCUCAGGCCACAACCCCAACAGCGAAGUGUCCCUUAUUGACUUUGGGGAGGAGUUCUCUCCAUCCACACCCUCCCCCUCCCCCGUGGUUGAAACUCAGAUCCCCUCCUUGGCAAAAUUGGCUUUGGAUGCAGAAAACAUCAUGGACCGGACUCCUCCUCAGAGCCCCUCUAGAUCAUUGCCCCGCCCCCUUCAUCCCACACCAAUAGUGGACUGGGAUGCACGACCACUACCCCCGCCUCCAGCCUACGAUGAUGUAGCCCAAGACGAGGACGAUAUGGAGGUGAGCUCCAUUAACAGCUCAGAGCAACAGCAUGAAGAGGAGCACAAUGAUGUCCAGACCUCAGAUGAGACCAAAGAUGCUUUCUCCUCUGAACAGAAGGUGCAGAUAGCAGCUUUUGUCUCCCGAGCUUCUGACAGACCAGGCCUGGAGGACAACCUCUUUCUACCCAGCAAGCAGAGCCAGGGUCUGUCGACAUCCUUCUCCCAAUCCAUAGAAAUCUUCCAAGAACUCCAGCAGGAGUGCAUGAGGAGGCUCAACGUGCCGGCAGCAGUCGCUGCUCGGUCAAGCUCCCCGUCCCAGACCUGGGCUUCAUCUCCCCAAACUCCUCAGACCCAGGAGGGAGACCAGCAGAUUGUCCUCUCCUCCAAUGAGGACAAACCCCAAAUCCCUCCACGUGUUCCUAUCCCCCCUCGCCCGAUAAAAAGGGGCGACUACACAUCUGCCCGCUGGUCAAGGGAUCUCUCUCUGUCCCCGACACCAGCAGACAAUACAGAGGACAUUUCAGGUUCAGAUCAGAACCGACCACCUCAGAUCCCUCCUAGGGACCCUUUGUCCCAGUCGGGCUCCAGGACUCCUAGUCCCAUGGGCCUGUUAGUGGGUUCCCCCCAGCAGAGAGUUUACUCUGUCAGUCCCACUGCCAUGCAGGUUCCUCCUAUAUCCUGCCCUCCCCAACACACCUAUGGCUCCUACCUCUCCACCUCUCCAGGUAAAUUCAUGCCUACCACACACAGCUUUGCCUCAGAUCCCAAAUAUGCUGCGCCCAAAGUGAUCCAGGCACAGGGGAAGGAUUCCACCAGUAAAGGCCCGUGUAUUCUUCCCAUUGUACGCGAUGGACGUAAAGUUAGUAACACCCACUAUUACCUCCUGCCGGAGAGGCCGCCGUACCUCGACCGAUACGACCGCUUUUUCAGGGACGCAGAGAGUCUUCCUGUCAGUGGUCUGGAAGAGAGACAUGUACGGCAAGCUAACACUGCCACUGUCAGACCCAUGGUGGUCAACAGUCAGACCGUCCAGGGACAUGCCCAGGGACAUGCCCAGGGACAGGGCUUCAUUCAGCCGGGUGAUAUGAAGGCUAAUUUCUCGUCCAACAAUAACAGCAGUCUGGGUGGACCACGGUCAGGGAUGAGGACAUCACUUAGCCUCCCUCGCGUCUGUUCAGACGGGCUGACAGCACCAGUGGUCACUGCCUCCUGUACCAGGACAGAUGGAGGAGGAAACUCAGCUGACAAGGUCAAAAUGGUGCAGGAGGCAGUUCACGGUGUGACGAUGGAGGAGUGCCAAGCUGCCCUCCAGAAGCACAACUGGAACAUCCAGAAAGCUGUGCAUUACCUGAAGGUGGAGCAGUUGUUCUGUUUGGGUCUGAGGAGCAGGCUGGAGUGUCUAAAGCUGCUGGAGAUGUGUGACUGGAACUUGGAAGUGGCCAGCACUCAGAUGUUAGAUAACUAUGGAUCCACAAGGCAGAGACGGUGACAGAAAUCUCAAGCUGCUGAGCUCUGAUUAGAACUUCAUCCUCGGAAAAACAUUGUGAAUGAAUAACACGAAUCUGCUUAGUUAUGGCUCCAUUCAUGCUAUGAAAUGAAUUUAUUUUGGUGGCAAAAAGAUGAAUUUGCAUCAUAUUUUUUGGUUUGAAAAAUAUGUCAUUGUUGCACUUAGAGACGGUCGGUUUCAAAGUUGUGAAGAGGCAUAAAAAAAAAAGGCACAGAUUCUGCUAUAAUUACACUGAUGAUCGGCUGCAGAGAAAUACUGAUUCACAGUCGAGUUGGGAGUGAAGCUGACGAUGAGUUGACGAGCACAAUGUACACAUUAGCACUUUCUAAAGAGGUAUUGUGUCAGAGUUUGCCAAGCGCUUGCACAGUUUGACUGAAAACUGGGAUCUCAUUUACUCGUCAUUGUCCUGAACUGUGUACUGUACACGUAGACCAGUGAAAGUUGCAGGUGCAGGAUCUGCAUUAACACUUGAAGCAAUUGUUCUCAAGAUCAGUGUGUAUAAAAUAAGUUCUAUUUCACUGUAAAACAUCAGUCCGCCACAAAUCACGCAGCUAAUAUUGAGGUUAUUUUGCAGGUUAUUUUCCUGUUGACUGUUAUCAGGUUUGGGAAUAUUAGUAUGACAAUU
Molecule: messenger RNA, 5776 nt
Organism: Solea solea (common sole)
Lineage: Eukaryota; Metazoa; Chordata; Actinopteri; Pleuronectiformes; Soleidae
Gene: tnk2b
Product: tyrosine kinase, non-receptor, 2b
Exons: 18
Coding region: 1411-5133 (1240 amino acids)
Biological process (GO): protein phosphorylation; signal transduction; negative regulation of epidermal growth factor receptor signaling pathway
Cellular component (GO): extrinsic component of cytoplasmic side of plasma membrane
Molecular function (GO): ATP binding; protein binding; protein tyrosine kinase activity
Source: RefSeq, a predicted model, not a curated record